UGACAUCCUGACUAUUUUUGUCUGAUUACUGAAAACUUGGAUUGCAGAACCCCGCGCUACCCCUCCAUCGCCAACAUGUCCUCCAAGUCGCAAUUGACCUAUAGCGCACGCGCUAGCAAGCACCCCAAUGCCCUUGUAAAGAAGCUCUUCGAGGUUGCCGAGGCCAAGAAAACCAACGUCACCGUUUCCGCUGACGUGACAACCACCAAAGAGCUGCUGGAUUUGGCUGACCGACUCGGCCCGUACAUUGCCGUGAUUAAGACUCACAUCGACAUCCUUUCCGAUUUCAGCGAAGAAACCAUCACCGGUCUCAAGGCCCUUGCAGAAAAGCACAAUUUCCUCAUCUUCGAAGAUCGCAAGUUCAUCGAUAUCGGAAACACAGUCCAGAAGCAGUACCAUGGUGGCACUCUGCGCAUCUCCGAGUGGGCCCACAUCAUCAACUGUAGUAUUCUGCCUGGUGAGGGUAUCGUCGAGGCUCUGGCCCAGACUGCUUCGGCCGAGGACUUCCCUUACGGCUCCGAGAGGGGACUUUUGAUCCUUGCGGAGAUGACAUCCAAGGGAUCUUUGGCUACCGGUCAAUAUACUACUUCUUCUGUUGACUAUGCUCGGAAGUAUAAGGAGUUCGUGAUGGGAUUUGUCUCGACGCGUCACCUGGGGGAGGUUCAGUCCGAAGUUAGCUCGCCUUCGGAGGAUGAGGACUUCGUCGUCUUCACGACAGGUGUCAACCUCUCGUCGAAGGGAGACAAGUUGGGACAGCAGUACCAAACUCCUGAGUCAGCUGUUGGACGCGGUGCCGACUUUAUUAUUGCUGGCCGCGGAAUCUAUGCUGCUCCCGAUCCCGUGGAGGCGGCUCGGCGGUACCAGAAGGAGGGAUGGGAUGCAUACAUGAAGCGUGUUGGCGCGCAAUAAGUAGGGUGUAGCUGAUACGUGCUUCUUAAUGGCAACAUGUCGCAAGUAUGAUGCGAAUGAUAAAUUUAGCACUCAAAAUGACCACUAUGUAUCUAUGAUCGGCCGGUGCUAAGAGAUACCCUCUCCAUAUGAAUAAGACGCCUACCUCAGUA
Aspergillus caelatus is the source of this 1061-nucleotide messenger RNA. RefSeq names its product orotidine-5'-phosphate decarboxylase pyrG (gene pyrG). Bases 76 to 909 code for a protein of 277 amino acids. Gene Ontology annotation, biological process: 'de novo' UMP biosynthetic process; 'de novo' pyrimidine nucleobase biosynthetic process. The record is from RefSeq and is a predicted model, not a curated record. Gene Ontology annotation, molecular function: orotidine-5'-phosphate decarboxylase activity. Gene Ontology annotation, cellular component: cytosol. The transcript has 3 exons. NCBI's taxonomy places the organism in Eukaryota, Fungi, Ascomycota, Eurotiomycetes, Eurotiales, Aspergillaceae.